Neogale vison (American mink) is the source of this 5957-nucleotide messenger RNA. It is a transcript of the gene MAP9, whose product is annotated as microtubule associated protein 9. NCBI's taxonomy places the organism in Eukaryota, Metazoa, Chordata, Mammalia, Carnivora, Mustelidae. Bases 148 to 2085 code for a protein of 645 amino acids. Gene Ontology annotation, cellular component: astral microtubule. The record is from RefSeq and is a predicted model, not a curated record. Gene Ontology annotation, biological process: mitotic spindle assembly; mitotic cytokinesis; regulation of mitotic cytokinesis. Gene Ontology annotation, molecular function: microtubule binding. The transcript has 14 exons.
GCAUUUUAGUCCCUCCCCUUUGCUCAGUCCGGUGCUCAGUUCGGUGCGGUUCCCGAGAGCCGGCAGGCCCAGAUAUCAUCAGAGUUCGAAUUAUUCCUAUUAUUUAUUAGAUGUUUUAUAAAGGUAGAGUAAAAAUUAAAAAACACUAUGUCCGAUGAAGUUUUUAGCACAAUUUUGGCUUAUACAAAGAGUCCAAAAGUCACCAAAAGGACUUCUUUCCAGGAUGAGCUAAUAAAAGCAAUUACAGCUCGCUCGGCCAGGCAAAGAAGUUCUGAAUACUCAGAUGACUUUGAGAGUGACGAAAUUGUUUCCUUAGGUGAUUUUUCUGACACCUCAGUAGAUGAAAAUUUGGAUAAAAAAAAGAUAAAUGAUUUCCAUUUGUCAGAUGAUGAAGAAAAGAAUUCUCCAAAACUGUCAUUUUUGAAAACCAGGAAAUCAAACAGUGACAUAAUGGAAGAUGAGGCAGUAUUCUCCACCAAAAAUGAUGAGGAAAUGGCACCUGAUGGCUGUGGAGAUAUGGCUGGAACUCCCUCAUCUGAAUCUCAAAAUAAAGACCGGGAAAUUGAAAAAGACGAAAUUGAAAUAAAACCUAAACCCAGAAUUCUUCCAGUCAAAGGCAAAUCUUCAGAAAACGGCAGCAGUCUUGAAGCAGACAAGCACUUUAAGCCUUUACCUCGUCCACGGAGCAUGUUGAAAAAACACAGCCACAGGGAGGAGAAAGAUGGGCUAGGCAAAGAUGAGACCACGGCCCUCCAUGAAGAAUUGGAGGCACAUUCUGCACCCUCCCCCUUUCCAAAACUAAGUGACAGACAACUAGAAGCUAUGAAAAAAUUGUUCUCCGAAACCCUUGAUCCUGAGGAUCCAUGUUUAACAAGUUUAUCAUCGUCAUCCCUUAAAGAAAGUCUUGGAGAUUCCUUUUCACCAGGAUCUGGAGGAAAAACAUCCAUAAAAGAUCAGAAUGAAGAACUCCCUGAAAACCACAUGAGAUCAAAUGAAAAUGAAGAGAAUUCAUUCUUGAUAGACUUUGUCACUCCUCCAAUUGAGAAAUCCCAGGAAAGUCAAGUGAUUACUGAUGACCUUGAAGAAGAAAAGGAGAAAGCUGAACUGAUGAUGAAUGACUUAACAGUUGAUCCACCAUUGUUGAAAGCUCAGAGUAUCUUAAUAUCUACUGAUGCAACGGAGCCUUCAAAGAAAACAAUUGAAGAUAGAAAUAUGAAGACUAAAAAGUCAACAAAUACUAGAGUUUCCAGUGCAUCUGGCAGAUUAAUGACUCCUGAGUUCUUAAAGAAAUCUAAUUCUGUAAGGAGACCUCCAUCAACAGCUACCUCUUCUCACUAUUUAGGGACUUUGAAAGUCUUGGACCAAAAGCCCUCACAGAAACAGAACAUAGAACCUGAAAGAGCAGACAGCAUAAGGGCAGCUGUUUAUCAGGAGUGGUUAGAAAAGAAAAAUGUGUAUUUACAUGAAAUGCACAGAAUUAAAAGGAUCGAAAGUGAAAACUUAAGGAUCCAAAAUGAACAGAAAAGAGCUGCUAAGCGAGAAGAAGCAUUAGCAUCCUUUGAGGCCUGGAAGGCUAUGAAAGAAAAGGAAGCAAAGAAAAUAGCUGCCCAAAAAAGGCUUGAGGCCAAAAACAAGAAGAAAACAGAGGAAGAAAAUGCCGUGAGAAAGGAAGAAGCACUGCAGGCCUUUGAACGAUGGAAAGAGAAAAAGAUGGAAUAUCUUAGGGAGAAAAAUAAAAAGGAGAGAGAAUAUGAACGAGCGAAGAAGCAGAAAGAGGAGGAGACGAUUGCUGAGAAAAGGAAAGAUAACCUAACUGCUGUUGAGAAAUGGAAUGAAAAGAAGGAUGCUUUUUUCAAAGAAAAGGAGAAAGAGAAAAUAAAUGAGAAAAGAAGAGAGGAACUGAAAAGAGCAGAGAAAAAAGAUAAAGAUAAGCAAGCUAUUGAUGAAUAUGAAAAAUGGCUGGAAAAGAAAGAAAGGCAGGAAAGAAUCGAACGAAAACAAAAGAAACGUCAUCCCUUUCUGGAAAAUGAGGCACUUCCUCCCUGGAGCCCUCCAAGCAGAACUGUAUUCUCAAAAGUGUUCUGAUACUUCUCAGUUUUACAUUAUUUAGUUAUCAAUUCACCAUUUUAGCCACUAUUUAUUCAAUUAGUUAUAGUUAGAAGAGUCUAUUUUUAUUAAAUGCCAGCCGUUUCCACUAACAAUGGAAAAGAUGCUUUGGAGUUUAAUCAGUGAAAUAACUGAAAGCUUUUUUUUGGACUGUAGGUAAACUGCCUCAGAUGAGAAGCUAAUAAUCAGAUUGCUCUUACCAUUUGAAUGACCAUCACGUCCUGACAGUCCUUACAAUCAGAUGAUCCAUGGUCACUUUCCCGAAGCUGUGCAUGGUAUUUGUGUGUUUAUUCCCCAGAAUAGGAAACCAUCUAGGUACUAUAAUCAUAGAAAUUAUUAAUGAAAUCUGUGGAUGAUUGUGCACCUAGAUUCAGGUUUUAAAAGGAAUCAUCUCUGGGGGUAUGCAUAUAUGUAAAUACACAUACAUAUUUAUGUAUAUAUAUAUAUUUUUUUUUUAAACUGAUCUUUAGCUCAAGCAGUUGCACUUGCACUGUGCAAGUUAGAGUUUCAGUCAGUUAAGGCAGUAGGUCAGUAGAACUCGAAUUGUUGAGGCAUUUUAUUUCAAAAGUUUGCCUUAUGUUUUAAUAUGCGUUUUAUCUGUCCCACACUUAAGGUGACAAUCUUAGGCACUUUUAUAAUGAGUAGACCUCUAAAAUGUGUUUUCUAAGUUCUAUCUCACUUUAUUAUUCCAGUGGAACCAAAAAUACAUCCAUUUCGUGGUAGUGAUACACUUAACGCAACAGUUCUGGAAAUUCCAUGAGAGUUCAAGGUCAUUAUCACUGUUAAUAAUUUUUUCCAGACUAAAGCCAUAAAGGUCAUAAACGUAAUUUUCAAUCUCUUAGCUUAUUCCGGAGUCUUAUAGCUUAUAUUUAGAAGACAGCUAUAUAGAAGGCAAUUUGUAGAAAAUGCCCAAAGAAUCUUUAUUUAUUUAUUUGCUCUCUGCAUAUCUUUAAAUUAAUUGGACUCAUACUUGAACUGGUCAGCUGGUUUAUCACAGACCAAAUGUAUGCUCUCAGAGCUGCAAUACUACUUUAGCCAAUGGUGCAGCGCAAUGAUGGAUGAGAAUAAAUAAUUACUAUUUAUUAAGCACCUACUGGAUGCUUGCUGCUGGAUCUUUAUAGAUGUCAAUUCUUACCUUUAGAACAAUUAUUCAGUGUAGAUGUUAUUUUGCAGAUUAAAAAAUACUGAGACUUGGAAAAAUAACUUGCUAUACAUUUAGCAUGUGAUUGAAUUGGGAUGAGAAUUAAGUCUUUCUCCCUCCAGAAUCUGUAUUAUAUCAACUUUACAAACACAUAUCACCUCUGGGAUCCUAAAAUCAUGUAUUGUUAUCCGGAGAUUAUCUUCCUUUUAAGAAAAAUCUGUUUGUUACUUAGAGAUGUUGAACUUCAUUAGAUCUAUAAAGUGGAAGAUGUUUCCAUAAUAGUUGAAGAUUUAGUCAAAUGCCUUGUACUUAGCGUUAGAAUGUCAGGAAAGCCAGCAGGUUGUAGCCUGCGGUGCAUGUGCAAAAUAAGGGAGAUACCACGGGUCACUUUCUAUGAUCACAUCAGUGCUACGAAUAAAUUGGUUUUAAAAUUAUAAACAAAACUAGAAGCACACUGCCAGGAACUAGGAGCAUACUUCAUGAAAUCGAAACUGUUAUCCUCAGUAUGUACUAUCAAAACAUGGGAUUUAGCUCAUCUCUUUUUCACCAAAUACAUAUAUAGUGCCUACCAGAAUGAAUCGUUGUUUUUGAUAUCCAAUUAACUAUUCACAGCUAAAAAGGAAUUUGCAAAUUCCAGAGAACUAAAAGGAAAAAAAGAUCAGGGAUAUGAGAUCAUAAAUGUGUCAUAAAUUUCAUAUUAAAUAUUUUCUUACACUUCCCAAUUAUUUUCUUCUUCAUUAUCAUAUUCAGUAGCUUGCCAUUAUCCCUUCUUAGUUGUUGUGAGCACUGAAUGAAAUUAGUAAUUAAAGUAAACCACAUGGCAUUGUUUUCAUUUAGGGACUGUCAAGAGCCCUGCAUUUCCCCACUUCAUGUAUGUGAGAAGGUUAAUGUAGGCGGCAUUGAUAAUGGUUAUUUGACAUACAUUUUUAGCAAACAAGAAGAAAUCUCCACUUUCCUGGCCAGUCUAGCACUCAAAGGAGAAUAUGGAGAUGACCUGUAUUGGGGAGUUCCUAAAAAGAAACGUAAAUACUAAUCUCUUAGCACUGCUUGUGAAAUAGAAUGAAAAGAGAAAUUGAGGUGUUUGCAAAGACACAAGUUGUUUCCCUCAAAUGGGGAAGUUUGUCUUACUAUGAUAAAUAAUAAUAUUAUUUCCCGUUUACAGCAACCUGUGCUGGCCAGUUAUCUAGUUGAAUGAAACCCUCUUUUUUCCUGCAGCAGAAAUAAAGUUGAGUUUUGGGAGCUGGGUGAAAAUAAAGUCCUGCUUAUUUUCUGAGAUCGAAAGGGGCGAAUCCAGCCUCGUAGUAUUCUCGUGAAUAUAUUUAUCUGUUUAAGGGGUAUGAGUUCCCCAUAUAUCUUUAAAAGUAUCAAAUGUAAAUAGACAUAUUUACUCAUUAAGUUUUCAUUAAUUUAUAAUAAAAGGGAAUUCAAAUUAAGGACACUAAAAAUCUAUAGAUUUUCAGGUGAAGCUUCCAGUUUUGUAAAUUGUAUUGAUCACUUGACACUUCAAAGAAAAUAAGAAUUUAAUGAAUAUUCUAAAACAUUACUGAAAAGAAUUUCCCUAGAAAUUUACUUAUCAGUACAAAAAAUAAAAUAUUUUACACAAUGUAUUUUCCAUAACAAAUAGUGUUUGUAGAAAAUAGUGUUACAUAAAUAAAGAGAAACUAUAUGGCAUUUUAGAUCAGAAGGAAGAGGCAGUUUUCUUGAAGAAGAUAAGAAAUGUUCAGGGAUAACAAUUUUUCAGUGGUUUGUAUUCUAUCACAUUUUGAAAAUGUUAGUGGCUCAUUUAUUGUUUUAAUAGUAUUGAAACUGAUAUUUUUCACUGUUGCCAAAGCAGUAGCUGAUAAUAGUUAAGUGUCCAUAGCUGUAUUACCUUAGAGUCAUAAAACUGCAUCUGGGAGCAUUUUAGUACUUUAAUAAAACAGGCCCAAAACCUCUUUCCAAGUUGAACAAAAUUACUCUGACGUGCCCAUGCCCAUACCACUAACCAGAAGAAUCCAGAGUUAGAGAUGAGGUGUCCAGUUUUCUAGUUGUAAUUUGCCCCCAUCCCAUAAUUUUGAGAAGCCAAUAAAACUUUUCACGCUAAAUUUUGUAACCAUGGUCAUUAUCAGCUUGGUUCAUUAUGAUCCUUUCAGAUGGUCCUUAUCCUUCCAGUGCCUUCUCCAUAACUCCACAAGAUCGAGGCUCUUUGGACACCUACGUGACUACUUCAUGGGUGGGGGAGGACAUAAGUUUCUCAAGCCCUAAGUCACAGGCGAAGAUACAAUGGGAAAAAGGAAUUUCACAAAAUGGGAGAAAUUGCAUGUCAAAGUAGUUCCCGAGAAUAAACCCGUCCAGAAAACAAACUUCCCUGAUGUCAUCUUGGCUCUAAUUUCAGAAGUGCUAUAUUAAUAGGUAUUUAGUCCCAUAUGCUCCCAUGCUACACAAAGCAAAGAUAUCAUCAGUUGCCCUGCUUCCUAGGUACACUGGCUGACAGAAUAAUGAAUGCUAUAUAAAUGCUUAACUGGAGACUUCCCUGAAUUCUGUGUUUUAAAAUUUCAGGUGAUUUGAUUAUUUUGAAACAUGUUACAUGUAAUUGUAUAAUGUUAACUAAGUUAUUGGUAUUAAAUUUAGGAUGUUGUUUUAAGAAUUACCUGAGGAGAUGUACUUACUGUCUGCUUUCUAGUAUCAUACUUCAUGUUGUGCUGAAUUAAAGUUAACCAUUCAAGAUUUA